Punctularia strigosozonata HHB-11173 SS5 is the source of this 504-nucleotide messenger RNA. RefSeq lists its product as uncharacterized. The record is from RefSeq and is a predicted model, not a curated record. Bases 1 to 504 code for a protein of 167 amino acids. Gene Ontology annotation, cellular component: multivesicular body. Lineage: Eukaryota; Fungi; Basidiomycota; Agaricomycetes; Corticiales; Punctulariaceae. Gene Ontology annotation, biological process: vesicle budding from membrane; late endosome to vacuole transport via multivesicular body sorting pathway. The transcript is spliced from 4 exons.
AUGAACAGGAUAUUUGGAUCGUCCUCCAGUAAGAAACCUAAGCCAACCCUUCAGGAUGCUAUCAGCUCGACUGACACGCGGAUGGCAUCCAUCGAGGUGAAGGUGAAGAAGUUGGACGGCGAGCUGGCGCGUUACAAGGAGCAGAUGAGCAAGCUACGCAAUGGACCUGGGAAGGACGCUAUCCAGCAACGGGCAUUACGCACGCUGAAGCAGAAGCGCAUGUAUGAAUCGCAGCUUGCGCAGUUAACACAACAGACAUUCAACAUGGAAUCGGCAGCCCUCGCAACCGAGAAUCUGCGGAAUACCAUGGCGACCGUUGAUGCUAUGAAGACUGCGAACAAGGAGCUCAAGCGCCAGUACGGGAAGAUCGAUAUUGACAAAAUCGAAAACAUCCAUUAUGAAAUGGAAGACUUGCUAGAACAAGCAAACGAAAUACAAGAGUCGUUGGGUCGUUCCUAUGCUGUCCCGGAUGAAAUAGACGAAGCGGACCUUGAGGCUGGUUAG